This is a messenger RNA of Physcomitrium patens, 1611 nucleotides long. RefSeq names its product plastid division protein PDV2. Lineage: Eukaryota; Viridiplantae; Streptophyta; Bryopsida; Funariales; Funariaceae. Gene Ontology annotation, biological process: chloroplast fission. The record is from RefSeq and is a predicted model, not a curated record.
GUGCCUACGAUUAGAUAGAACGAAAUCGGGCCAUCGCCGUCGAACUAUGGAUCGAUCACCAGGCUUUUCGCGAACUGUGCCGGCCUGGUCGCAAGCAUGCGUUGUCUCUUCGAUUGUUUAUCUCUGUGGUUGCCAAUUUGGUGGAAUAGGCGACGAGGGGAAAAAAAGAGCGGACACGGAUUGUGCUGCUUGUCGUUGCGGCACUUGAAUUUGAAGAGAUCAGAUGUUGAUGCGUAGCGGAGAGGGUUCAGGGCUGGUCAUGAGUAGCGGGACAUUGGUAUGAUGAGGCGUGAAGAGAUGGGAACGUUCCGUAGUUCUGACACUCUGUUGCGUUGCGGCUACGUCUUUCGUUGAUGAUGCGAUUGAGAGAUUGAAAAUUGUGUGCGGUGUUUGUUGUGUCCGUGUAGUCUUGGUUGGUUAGUCUGUGAAGGCGGGCUGGGAGGGAGGAAGAAUGGAUGCGGACGAGAUAUGUGUAGUGCUUGCAAGGGCGUCAGAGCUUCAUGCCAAGUUCAAUGAAGCCAUUGAACGUGCGUUGACGUCGGAUGUUGUACAGAGCACUGGCGAUGAACGCUUUGAUGCUGAUUUUCACUCCGUCCUCGAUGGGGACGAGAUCAAUGGCUUUGAAAGGCUUGACAGAGACUUCAGCAAAGGUGUAGAAGGAAAUGCAGAAGCGAGGACCUUAGGUUUGAUUUGCGAUACGUUGGAUACACUCGAAGGACAGCUUGAAGCUUUGCAGUGCAUGCAGAACCAUCAGCGAGCCGAAAAAGAUGCAGCACUCGCAGAACUUGAAGAGAGUCGCCAUUUACUUCUAUUGAAGUUGAAGAAUCAUCGUGGGCGUGAAUGGCAAGUUGUCCAGGAAGCUUUGGCGUUCGCGGGAGAGCCAGUGGAAGAAAGAGAAGACCUGCUUCUUCCCCCUUACUCCAGGCCAGUUGUGGACGACGUCUCUACAGUGAACGACCAAUCAUCUAAACUUCUCCGUCGAACUAUCUCACUGCCAAGAGGUCGAGCUGUUAAAAAGCUCGUUCUUUCUGAGAGAGACGAAGAAGUAGACAAUGACGUGCACAGAAAUAAGGGAACUUCUGAAGCAGUAGGCGAUAAACAGGAUUAUCAAGAACGAUCCAUCCCGAAGCAUAAAGUGGAUGGCGGAGGGAGCAUCGCUUUUGCAGGAGGAUUCAUGAGGGGUUUCGGUGGGAGAGUUGGACAUGUACUUGCCCAUGCUGCGAAGGCGGUCUUCGUGGUAGCCAGUGUUGUCGCAUUCCUGGCAUUUACCGAGCACAACCAUAGACGCCCAGUGCCUUCAGCAACAACUCCUGUCUUAGUUUCUGAGAGCCGCCCCAGGCCUCCUUCGCCUCUGAAAUGUUCCCCCGGCAAGAAGCGGAUAGUUUUGGAUGAUGGAAGUGAGAAAUGUGUGGUGAAAGAGCGAUUUGAAGUACCCUUUUGUAGGGAAGUCGAGGCUCCUUAUGUUCUGUAUGGACGAGGUUGAUUUACUCCUAGAUGUUACUUAGAGUUAAGUUUUGAAUUCAGGUUGUAGAACCAAAUAGGAUUGUAAAUAUAGCAUAUUUUUAUUUUUAUCUUAUUUCAAUUUUUAACACUCAUAUUUUCAUGGAGGAA